UCAGAUUCGUGUGCAGGAGGACAAACUGAAAUCAUUGCGCAUGCGUACAAACGAGAACCCAUCCACCUUCUUUGCAUCCAUGAGAGAGACGCUUGGUGUUUUGCAGAUGCUGAAAGUCAAGAAGGAGGACAGAGAGGUGUGCACACUGAUGCUAGAAGGACUAUUCCACGAAUACAAGACUUUGCGUGAGACUCUUGUAGUGUUUUGCCCGAACGAUCCUGCUUUCAUCGAGACCAACGUACGUGAGCGUUACCUAGACUUGCAGACACAGACUGGUGCGAAGAAGCACAGCGCAGCUCUUGUGUCUAGAGCAGAGAGGAAGAGAAGCCGGAAGCCAAUUCACGCAAAGCCGAAGUCUCGCCCUGAAUCUGAUUCCUCCAAGAAGAAGACGUUUCAGGGAACGUGUUUCAAGUGUGGGGAGAAAGGUCACAUGAGGACGGACUGCCUGGCUCGUGUGAUCGCUCAUCCCUCCCAGACUGGGAAAUCCGAGAACAGGGAGGAUAAGACCGGUCCGUGAUGGAGGAUGAGGGGGCAGGAGAUGUGCCGUUU
This is a messenger RNA of Ectocarpus sp. CCAP 1310/34, 549 nucleotides long. The record is from the annotation of a GenBank genome assembly. Lineage: Eukaryota; Phaeophyceae; Ectocarpales; Ectocarpaceae.